CGCCGGACCUGGAAGCUGAAUUGGCUUUCUGAUGAACCAGUACAGGUCAAGCAGUGGCCACUCAAUAAGCAAAAAUUAAAGGCGCUCAACGAGCUCGUUCAGGAGCAGCUACUGAAAGGCAACCUGGAGGAGACCAUGUCACCUUGGAACUCCCCAGUGUUUGUCAUCAAGAAGCCCAACAAGGAUAAGUGGCGACUCCUGACUGACCUCCGAAAAAUUAAUGAAUUAAUAGUUGACAUGGGUCCUCUUCAGCCAGGGAUGCCCUCCCCAGCAAUGCUCCCCCAAAAUUGGAUUUUGGCUGUAAUUGAUAUAAAGGAUUGCUUCUUCCAAAUUCCCCUUCACCCUGACGAUGCUCUGUGCUUUGCGUUCACAGUUCCGUCCGUGAACUGUGAGUCCCCAGCCAAGCGCUAUCAUUGGCGGGUGCUUCCACAGGGCAUGAAGAACAGCCCUGUGAUCUGCCAAUGGUAUGUCGCUUCGCUGCUGUCACCCAUCCGUACAGCCCUCGGGGAUGCCGUCAUUGUUCACCAUUAUAUGGACGACAUCCUCCUUGAGAAGCCCCAGGUCAGCCCCAGUGACUGCCUCUGCUCCAGGCAAACACCUUCUCUCCCUUUCCCGACCUUGCCUGUGCUUGUGGAGGAGAGCAUUUGGCAGCAGCACAGCACUGUCAGAAGCUUGCUUAUGAGUGCCCUCUGUGCCUUUCCUGGGAGCAGCAGGAGCUGGGACAGGAACAGAUUUCACCCUCACUGGCACAGCGUGUCCAACCUGGCGGCCUGCUCUCCCCUGACCUACUUCAGCAACAAUGGGCACUUGAACUCACCAAGGCUGGGUGCUGCAUUCUCUGCUAGCCAAGCAGAAGAGUUGGCUUACUAGUGCAGGCACAUGUUAAAUUGAGAAAAUACAUGAGCAUCAGGCAACAUCUUUCCUGGUUAUGUCGUUGAGGACGCUCCUGGUUGACACGAGACACGCACAGCUGUCACUUGCACUGACACCCAGCAAUUGGUGGAAGAUGCCACAAGCCAGGCCAGCCCUGGUGAGGCUGAAUUGCCUUCUCUCAACACGACUUGGGGCAAAGGCUUUCCCUCUCUGCAGCUUCACCUGCUGCUUGCCUCCUGACCACCAAAAACCCUCCUGCACAACCCUUGUGCUCUCUGCUGAAGUACCUCAUUGGGAAAAUACUAAUAUGUGUGUCAGUGGAGGUCCUCACUUCUUCUCUGGUUUAUUUUCUAGAGGGUUUGAUUUUCUUUUUUACCACUACUGGUAAUUUUAUGUUUAUAGUGUUUUUAUGGCCUUGGUGAUGUAUCAUUUCACUGUGACCUCACAGCAAGCCCAUGUGUGCUUUUCCCCCACGUGAUUAAUUAUUUUAAUAGAGGCAAGAGAAAGAAAAUGGGGAAUUUGUGGAUAGUGGUUUUCCUUGCUUGGUGUAGGGAAGCAUUUCAUUGUGGGUCAUUAAGAUUCGCUGUAGCAUAACUCAGUAAUAAUGUGGAAAAAGAAGUCAUGUGCUUGUGGGUUGUGUGAACUGAAAUUACAAGCCAUGUCCAAACCUCUGAGUCACCUCUGCUGCUUCCCAACACAGCUGAGUCCAGGCAGGAAGCACUGAAUGAGCAAACACAGUGCUUAAAACCAUCUAUCCCAGACCUCUCGCUGGGUGCUUGUUGAAAAACUAUCCAUGAGCAAUUUUAAAAGGAUAGAUUUAAUGAGUGGGCAGAGAAAGGCAAUAUUACCCUCCCCAACUAGCACUAAUUGACCCUGGAUGCCUGCUUCAUAUAGCAUGGCUAGGCAGUAAAUAGUAAUAGUGAUGGUAAAUAAUGCUAUCAGUGUGGAAACUGGUCAUUAGUUGUAAAACAAAAUACCACAGAAUCCACACUCCAGGGGUCCCAUCAUUUGUUUUCACAGUACUUCCUAAAGGAAACUGAAAUCUUAUAGAACAAAAAACUGGCAUUACUCUGGAAAGGAAACGAAGAUUUACUUUAAAAUAAAUUUUAAAACCCCAAACAAAACAGACACCAGAAUGGAGAUUUGAUGCACAAUGUUUUUAGGGAAUUUAUUACUGUCCCUUCUAUUUCUGACCUGCAAAGUUUGUAUACUUGAUAUAUGGCCAAACUACAGAGCUUUCCUCCAGUUUGGACUCCAGCAACCACUUUUCUGGCCAUUUGCACUCUGUCAGUAGCCAGUCUGGUGUCCUCCAUGCCUAGACUCAUGGUCACAAAUCCAUCCCACCAUUACUCUCAUAUGGAGCAGAUCUAUUUGUUGUAAUCAAAUGUAUUCUUUCAGUUCUUCUAGUGGAAAAGUGUGAGCACCUAAAAAAUCUGUGUGGGGAAUGGAAGGAAAUUUCUUUGCAUGCUGCAGUGCACUGGAAAAGUUUACAAACUUCAGGGUUGCAGUUGGAAACAACAGCAAGAUUGUAAGUCAGCUGAGUAACAAAGAAUGGAUGGAAAAAGAAUACUCUGGGAUAGUGACCUGCAAAGUCAAUGCUUUUCAUGUAUUCAGAGACCUAUGAAGCAUCAAGCACAGAUCAGGAGUAGGAGUAAAAUGGCAGAGAGGGAUGGAUGUGGACAUCUUAGUCUGUGACAGGAAGGAAGCUCCAACACGCUAUCAGAAAACCUGGCUGAAGGGUGGUCACCAGACAUCGAAGAGAGACUGGCUCCUGUUUUCAGCUCAGGUUUUAUAGUACACUGAAGUCCAGUAAAUAUCUAAUUUUAAAUCAGUGGAGGCAAGGCUGAAUGCACAGAAACAUCCUCCUACUAAACAACAUCUCUGUUGAGUAUUGUCAUCUUGGAUAUGAAAUUCAGCUGCUAUAUCCAUACCAGAUCUGUUAAAUAUCUAGAAAUUAUUCAUCUGUGAUAACUAAUGAGGAAAAUAAGAUAAUUAAUUUCAGUGUUUCUUGCAACAGGGAAGCUGUCUGGCAAAAUAUGCCAGACAAAACAUCCUUACAAAACCAUGUCAUUAAUUUAGAUGUUUAGAUCAUUCACAAUCCUAACCAUGAAUAAAAAGGAGAAAUUAAAUGACAAUCUUUAAUUGUCUGUAUAAUUCUUCUUAAUGAGUACAUUCUGGAGUACCGUAAUGGUGGUGUAGGUUUAUGAAACAGAGAUUUGUCUUCCCUUAAUAAGAAAGAAGGAAGCAAUAUUGCAGUACUGGUUAAUUAUUGGAUACCCUUUCACUGUGAAUUAAAGGUCUAUGCACAUGCAAGCUUGGAAGUAAAAAGUACAUAUGUACUUGAAAGUACAUAUGUUAUCAGAAAGCUGAGAAGGUUAGGGGAAAAGGGCAGGAACUGAUGGAAAAUAAGUGAUAUGAAAAGCAAUAGAGAUAACUGUGGUAACAGUAGAUCCAUUAAAGAAUGUAUCAUACAAGAGUCACAAAGGUAAUGGGAUGGUUCACCUGCUUAAAAAUAAACAUGCAGAAGUGUUUGCUGGCUCAGGACAGAAUGCUUAGGUCAGGCAGAGCCAAAUCCAUGGUCAGUGGAGAUGGAAGAACCUCAGUCAGUGCCAUCCUUCAACUCUGUACAUAAACAGAGAUAAAGUAAGCUUGGGAGCUGAAAGUUAAAACGUUGUGAGAUAUCAAUGAGUCUUUUUCCUCCAGUUUGUACAGCUGUAGGCCACCACCUUGCCAAAGCUCUUCAGCCACGGCUGAAUUCAGGCAUGAGAGAGUUGUAUCCAAUUCAAGUUCUCACCUGUGUGAGAACUUGCACUUUGUGCAUGUCUCCACAAAGAACCCAGCCAUGGCUUUUCAUGCUGCCUCUUGGCUGAGAAGGAUUUCUCCCCAUGUAUCUGCACACUUGCACUUACUGCUCCUUCAGAUCCUGCAUUGCAGCAAGUCAGAGACAGGCUGGGCAGCUGCUGAGCCCAUUGCUAAUUGCAUUCAUCUCUAGGGUUCACUGCUAAAGUGUCCUCACCCUUUUGUCUCUUACGGUAAACUUGGACAGAAGCUCUUCAGGAUUAGAGCUCCUUGAGGCUCAGAUGCACAAAGAGCAAGUUCUUUGUUAAUCUUGAGCCUAGGUGAAUCAGUGUGAGGUGAAUCAGUGAAGAAUCAUGGUCAGUUUGCUCCCAGGUGUGCUUGAGGUGAUGUUUUAAAUUUAAGCAUACUUCUUAGCUACAUAUCUUGGACAUAUAACCUGGGGCACUGGCUCGGUGGUCUGCCCACACCAGCUUUUGCUCAGCUCUUGAUGGCAAACCCAAUGGAUUGAUUGUGAAGGGGCUUCAGGACAGCCAUAAUGCUCAAGGGAUCAAGGGUGCAAUGUCUCCAGUGGGAUCUGUGCUGCCCAGUGCAUGUCAGUGUCCUCAGUGCUGGCAGCUGCAUGGUGACACAGUCACAUCCUCCUCAUCACUGCUGAUUUAUGACUCCUUAGGGAGGGUGAGGGCAGUCUCCCUAAGGAGCAGAAAAUCAGUAGGCAGACGUAUGGGCCAGAUGAGACCAUGCAGGAGGUGGGGAAUAAGGGGGAGGCAUCCUUGACAAGACCAUCGUGAAGGUCAGCACACUGUUUAAAGAUGGUACUGCAGCUUUGUGACACUAAAGCUCACAGCUGGUUCCAGGCUGUGGCACUGAGCCUGGCAGAAGAGAUUUUUUUAAACUUAGUCUCUUCCAAGCCGUGCAAUGUUCUACGCUUGCUUGAGGCUUUGCUUGUAAAGCUACCUGUCCUGGGUUGACUAUAUGAUGCUUUUAUCCCCAAUCGUCUCAUUCUGUUUA
This is a messenger RNA of Zonotrichia albicollis (white-throated sparrow), 4680 nucleotides long. NCBI's taxonomy places the organism in Eukaryota, Metazoa, Chordata, Aves, Passeriformes, Passerellidae. The record is from RefSeq and is a predicted model, not a curated record.